ACGUGAACUUCUGCACGCAAGCAGCCAUGUGCUGCCCAACGGGUAUGGAUGAUUAUGGAUGGAUUGCAGCGGCCGUCGGCUGGAGCCUCUGGUUUCUGACUCUCAUCCUGCUCUGCGUGGACAAGGUCAUGAAACUCCGGCCUGAUGAACCCAAAUAUUUGGUGGCCUGA
Molecule: messenger RNA, 170 nt
Organism: Pterocles gutturalis (yellow-throated sandgrouse)
Lineage: Eukaryota; Metazoa; Chordata; Aves; Pterocliformes; Pteroclidae
Gene: TMEM213
Product: transmembrane protein 213
Exons: 1
Source: RefSeq, a predicted model, not a curated record